This is a messenger RNA of Labrus bergylta (ballan wrasse), 2318 nucleotides long. RefSeq names its product heat shock protein 8 (gene hspa8). Gene Ontology annotation, molecular function: ATP-dependent protein folding chaperone; ATP binding. Gene Ontology annotation, cellular component: nucleus; cytoplasm; plasma membrane. NCBI's taxonomy places the organism in Eukaryota, Metazoa, Chordata, Actinopteri, Labriformes, Labridae. The record is from RefSeq and is a predicted model, not a curated record.
AAGGUCCCGUUAACUGAACAUCCUCCUUUCCCUUCGCAUACCGGCAAGGACAAGAUCACCUCGCCGCUGUCCAUUCCCACCCAACACCCUAAGUUACCAUCAAUCCGGAAACAUGUCUAAGGGACCAGCAGUAGGUAUUGACCUUGGGACCACCUACUCCUGUGUUGGGGUGUUCCAGCAUGGCAAAGUUGAAAUCAUUGCCAACGACCAGGGCAACAGGACCACACCCAGCUAUGUGGCCUUCACAGACAGUGAGAGGCUGAUUGGAGAUGCAGCCAAGAAUCAGGUUGCCAUGAACCCCACCAACACAGUCUUUGAUGCCAAGCGACUAAUUGGCCGUAGGUUUGACGACACAGUUGUGCAGUCUGACAUGAAGCACUGGCCAUUUAAUGUCGUCAAUGACAGCACUCGUCCCAAGGUCCAAGUUGAGUACAAGGGUGAAACAAAGUGCUUCUACCCAGAGGAGAUCUCGUCUAUGGUGCUGACAAAGAUGAAGGAGAUUGCUGAAGCCUACCUCGGAAAAACUGUCAACAAUGCUGUAAUUACUGUGCCAGCCUACUUCAAUGACUCUCAGCGCCAGGCUACUAAGGAUGCUGGCACAAUCUCUGGCCUCAAUGUUCUGCGUAUCAUCAAUGAACCAACUGCAGCAGCCAUUGCCUAUGGACUGGACAAAAAGAAUUCAUUUCAGGUUGGGGCUGAAAGGAACGUUCUCAUCUUUGAUCUUGGUGGUGGCACCUUUGAUGUUUCCAUCUUGACCAUUGAGGAUGGUAUCUUUGAGGUCAAAUCCACUGCUGGAGACACACAUCUUGGUGGAGAAGAUUUCGACAACCGCAUGGUCAACCACUUCAUUGCAGAGUUCAAGCGCAAGUACAAAAAGGACAUCAGUGACAACAAGAGGGCUGUUCGUCGUCUGCGCACCGCUUGCGAGAGGGCAAAGCGCACCCUGUCUUCCAGUACCCAGGCCAGCAUUGAAAUUGACUCUUUGUAUGAGGGAGUCGACUUCUACACCUCAAUCACCAGGGCUCGCUUUGAGGAGCUCAACGCUGAUCUCUUCCGUGGUACCUUGGACCCCGUGGAGAAAUCUCUCCGUGAUGCCAAGAUGGAUAAAGGGCAGAUUCAUGACAUUGUGUUGGUCGGUGGCUCCACCCGUAUCCCCAAGAUUCAGAAGCUCCUCCAGGAUUUCUUCAAUGGAAAGGAGCUGAACAAGAGCAUCAAUCCAGAUGAGGCUGUGGCCUAUGGAGCAGCUGUCCAGGCUGCCAUCCUGUCUGGUGAUAAGUCUGAGAAUGUGCAGGACCUGCUGCUCCUUGACGUCACCCCUCUGUCUCUGGGAAUUGAAACCGCUGGCGGUGUCAUGACAGUCCUGAUCAAACGUAACACCACCAUUCCUACCAAGCAGACCCAGACCUUCACCACCUACUCAGACAACCAGCCUGGUGUGCUCAUCCAGGUGUACGAGGGUGAGCGGGCCAUGACCAGGGACAACAACCUGCUGGGCAAGUUUGAGCUGACGGGUAUCCCUCCUGCUCCUCGUGGUGUUCCCCAGAUUGAGGUGACAUUUGAUAUUGAUGCCAACGGUAUCAUGAAUGUGUCUGCUGUCGACAAGAGCACUGGAAAGGAGAACAAGAUCACCAUCACCAAUGACAAGGGUCGCCUCAGCAAGGAGGACAUUGAGCGCAUGGUUCAGGAAGCUGAGCAGUACAAGGCUGAAGAUGAUGUCCAGCGUGACAAGGUGUCUGCCAAGAACGGCCUGGAGUCGUAUGCUUUCAACAUGAAGUCCACAGUGGAGGACGAGAAGCUUGCUGGCAAGAUCAGUGAUGAUGACAAGCAGAAGAUUUUGGACAAGUGCAACGAGGUCAUAAGCUGGCUGGACAAGAACCAGACUGCAGAGAGGGAGGAAUACGAGCAUCAACAGAAGGAGCUGGAGAAGGUGUGCAACCCCAUCAUCACCAAGCUGUAUCAGAGUGCAGGUGGCAUGCCUGGUGGUAUGCCAGAGGGUAUGCCUGGUGGCUUCCCUGGAGCAGGUGGUGCCGCACCUGGUGGCGGUGGAUCCUCUGGACCAACCAUUGAGGAGGUCGACUAAACCAUUCCAUCACUUUAUCCACUCCUAAGAUGUUUUCUAAGAAAGUAACCCUCAUGGCACAAGCAUCAACAAGCUAUUGAGUGAAUAAAAUACUGGGGUUCAUGGAUCACAUUGAUUGCAUUGUUUGUGACACAACUGGGAACAAUUUCAAGUGGGCACAAUAAAGCUGCAAAUUCACAUCUGGUAAAGUUUUUAUAUACUGAGAUGUCACUGAAAAAUAAACACUCUUGUAACCCUC